Molecule: messenger RNA, 1986 nt
Organism: Musca domestica (house fly)
Lineage: Eukaryota; Metazoa; Arthropoda; Insecta; Diptera; Muscidae
Exons: 7
Coding region: 517-1800 (427 amino acids)
Biological process (GO): multicellular organism development; cell differentiation
Molecular function (GO): protein binding
Source: RefSeq, a predicted model, not a curated record
UCCCAACAGUUGAGAGCUUUAGGAGAACAUCUUUCACCACUUCGAAUCGAUGGAGCAGCUCAUCAGGUGUUUGGCCUGCCGGCUGUUUAUCGGCCUGUGUGUUUAUUUGUAUGGGUGUGUAUGUUUGUGUGUGUGGGUUGUUAAGUUUGUUUGUUAUCACAUCGAACAUGUUCAACGUUUGUUCCGGUAAUCUAUUGGGUGUUGGUUAUUAUUAAAUUUAUGAGGAUUAUUCUGGUGGCAUGUGGUCCAUAAAAUAUUUGAUAGAGAAUAAAGUGGCAACUUAAUUUGUGAGUGAGCGAUUGAAUGUCUGUGUGCGUGUGGCUUAGAACGCGUUUCAGAAAAAAAUCUAAACUGUUUAAACAACUUAAUUGGCACGUACGCUUUGACAAAAGUUAUGGAGAAAGAUAAUCGGGAGGGGGCUUUACAUUCUACAUAAAUUAGGCCGGUAUAGAAAGAAAAUAAACAAAAACCAAACUUGCAACAAAUUGAAAGUUAAUUCGAUUUGAGUUACGAAACAUGAAGUAUCUUCUGCCAUUAUUGUCUUUUGUUAUUCAAACAUGGGCCCAUAACCAUUUUGGGCCAGUGGUUUUUAGGCUUAAUGGGCCAAUUCAGCCCUACAAUAUUCCUCGAAGGACCUACAAUCAUUUGUAUCAUGCUCAGCGCCCGGAUUCUGUACAUGUGGUCAACUACCAUCAAGGAUGUCCGGACUUGCUGCAACCCAUUUGUGCCACAAAUGGUGAAGUUUUCUUGCAUUUCCGUAACAAAUGUUUUUUGAGUAAUUAUAAUUAUCAGGCCCUGAUCCGAGGUCAUAGAGAAUAUCUGGAAUGUCCCAUGCAGCUGUGUUUUUCACGUUGUCCGCCCUGUCCACAUGUUGUGGAGCCAAUUUGUGGCCUAGAUUUGAAAACACAGGAGCUAAGGAACUUUAAGAAUGUCUGUGAAAUGCAACGGGCCGCUUGUAAUCUGGGAAGGGACUUUCGGGUCCAACAUCGUGGACACUGUUCACCUAAUCGACAGUGUCCUCGUUUCUGUCCGAAAUUUCAUCAGCCAGUUUGUGCUGCAUUUGGCAAAGAAGUUAGAGAGUUUCAAAAUAGCUGUGAACUUCAGCGAUCCAGGUGCCAAAGUAAAAUUGAUUGGGUGCUACUUAAUCAAGGACCCUGCCGUGAUAACAACUACAAUAACAGAUUGCCUCACCCAUUUCAUCCGCCCUAUCAGCCUUUUGCUUUUGGUGAUUUAUCCGGCAGUUCAUCCAAUCACAUUCAAUACCCUAGCAGGCCACAACACCCUCGCGAAGAAUUACCGCUGAUUAUUGAAUAUAUUGAAGUACCGCAGCCGAAUCACCCUGUGCCAAUUAAAUAUGCUCCCUCAUUGGCACCACAACCGAUUUCUAGAACAAACUACAAACCUCAAGAAGUUCCAUAUAACCAACCAACUUAUGUGAAGCUUGACCCAAACUUUAAUUCAUAUGCUAAUCCUAGCCAAUUAUAUCACGAACCCCAGAAGUUUCAACAAGGCCCUCCCCCAACUAAUAGGAACAUAAAUACUCCAAUAUAUAGCUCCAAAAGAAUACCCAAAUCGUUAAGCCAUCAGCCUGUGUGUGGCAAAAUAAGUACCGACAUUGCAAGGUAUCCUGGCUUGCAACAACUGGAGGAGGAGGCCAAACGAAGAGGAGAAGCUUGGUCCGUCUUACCCAUCUGGCUAUGCGAUGUAUUGAGUACAAUAAAUCCCGUUUUAUCUUUUGAGGCGGAUUUUAAUAAGAAUUCUGAAAGCAAUGAUUAUAAAACGCUAAAGAUAACCGAAUAAAUUUUACUACUCACAAUAAACCUAGAGUUGUACUGGAAAGAUCAACGAUUAGACCAACUGAGAGAGCAGGUUCUAAUGGAAAGGUGAAGGAAAAAAUUACGCCAGCAAAAAAUCAACCGAAAAUUGUUUCAAAGUCUAAAAUUUAAGUAUUAUAUAUUAAUUCGAAAAUAUUAUUAUCUGUAUAUA